AAGAACCCAUUCCCUCCCUCACCGCCUCCACUCUUGCUUCUAUAAACCUAAAAACGCCUCUCUUUCUCUGUCUAAAAGCCUUGCCUUUUCACUCACAAGAACAUAUUUUCUCUCUCUACUUUCUCUCCUUUCUCUGUGUUAUCUCAUCUCAGCAUUGAGCAAACCAGUGUUCAUUUCUGUUCAUUCAAGCUGGCGAUCGAGAAUCAAGACACCACGGUCAGAGAAAUCAAGCCCAAGAGCAGGAGAAUCAUGGGUGCUGGAGGUCCUGACGAGGACGACAAUAGGUGGCCGCCAUGGCUGAAACCUCUGCUAAGAGAGAACUUCUUUGUUCAAUGCAAGCUCCACGCUGACUCUCACAAGUCUGAAUGCAACAUGUACUGCUUGGAUUGCAUGAACGGCCCUCUCUGCUCUCUCUGCCUCUCUUACCACAAGGACCACCGUGCUAUUCAGAUAAGGAGGUCGUCUUACCAUGAUGUGAUAAGGGUGAAUGAGAUUCAGAAGCAUCUGGACAUCAGUGGAGUCCAAACCUACAUUAUCAACAGUGCCCGAGUUGUGUUUCUGAACGAGAGGCCACAGCCUAGGCCUGGCAAAGGAGUCACAAAUACCUGUGAAGUCUGUGAACGCAGCCUCCUCGAUUCCUUCAGAUUCUGCUCUCUUGGUUGCAAGAUUGUGGGGACAUCAUCCGGUCAUCCCCAGAAGAAGAAGUACUCGAAGGCAAUGGGGGGUUCCGAUUCAGAUGAGUCAUACAGCAGCAGCAGCCACGGAAUUGCAAGGUUCAAGAGCAGCAGCCACAACAAAGUCCAGAGCUUCACACCGUCAACGCCGCCCCCAAGUUCCACUAAUUACAGAACGGCCAAGAGACGGAAGGGCAUUCCCCACAGAGCCCCAAUGGGAGGACUAAUCAUCGAAUAUUAAGUCAAGCCCUUGCACUUUUAGUAUAUUACAUAAAUGCCUCACUUGUACAGUAAGUCUAUCACAAAUGCCCCUCCAAUCGCUUGAGCUUUUUUUCUCAAAAAAGGCCAUGUUUUGGAGAAAAUUAGAAAAACGCCCACUUAGCUUUCUGGUAUUGUACAUAGAAGCCGUAUAGGAACAAGUGCAAGUGUUGGAAAAGUUAGAGAAUAAGACAGUAACAAAAGUGGACGACCGAGAAAAAACUGUGGACGGUGGAGGAGUCAGAACAAGAAGAAAAAUAACGUCUUUUUACUGUUUCGCAGUUUUACCGGUCUCCCCACCCUGGAUAAAUGUAGGAUGGUUCUGGAAAUAUGAAAUAUACGUAAGUUUUGGGGGUGAAGAUGUAAAUAGAGCGUUUUGGUUGGGGAAAAGUCAAUCUACUCCUUUGGGAGUGGGUAGUGGAAUAUGCAUAUAUGUGGAAAGUGAAAUAAUAGAUUUUUAUAUUUUGUAUUUUUA
Molecule: messenger RNA, 1407 nt
Organism: Pyrus x bretschneideri (Chinese white pear)
Lineage: Eukaryota; Viridiplantae; Streptophyta; Magnoliopsida; Rosales; Rosaceae
Product: protein RGF1 INDUCIBLE TRANSCRIPTION FACTOR 1
Exons: 4
Coding region: 250-915 (221 amino acids)
Source: RefSeq, a predicted model, not a curated record